UCAGACUCUGAGGGUGAAAGGACGAAGCUGAGCGUUCUGCUGUGCGAGGCGCCAUACGGCUGCGCGCACCCGCCGCGCGUAAAAGGCGUUCCAUUUUUUUACGCACAGCCCUAGAGCGCCAAAUUUUGGAGAUUUUGUUGAACUUAAAGUUCAGGUACCAUCUUUGUAAAUUACAAGACAGAGAGGCAUUCAGGUGGACACGUUGCCGGCUGCAGUUAUAACUAAAAUUGGGGGGAAAGGAGUCCGAUAUUUUUAUUCUCCCUCAAAUGAGCGCAAGAAGUGAGCUUUCAUUCACUGUUUUAUUGGAAUCAUUCACUUCAAGUCGUAAUGUUUAGAGGGUAGUCGCCACUUUCUGUCACAAGAAUAGAAUGGAUCCUCUUUUUAAUACAACCACUGUGCCAAAUUGGACCGCGAACUCCAACGACACUGACAGCGAGAAAGAGUACGGGAACCAGUUUGUGCAGCCGGUGUGGAGGAUCGUCCUCUGGGCCAUCGCCUACAGCUGCAUUGUCAUCGUGUCAACAGUCGGUAAUGUUACGGUGAUCUGGAUCAUUAUGGCGCACAAGCGCAUGAGGACUGUCACCAACUACUUUCUGCUCAACCUGGCUUUCGCCGAAGCCUCCAUGUCCACCUUCAACACGGUGAUCAACUUCGUCUACUCCGUGCACAACGAGUGGUACUUCGGACUGGUCUACUGCCGAUUCCAAAACUUCUUUCCGAUCGCCGCUGUCUUCGCCAGCAUCUACUCCAUGUCUGCGAUCGCUCUGGACAGGUACAUGGCCAUCAUCCAUCCCCUGCAGCAGCGCAUGUCGUCUACAGAGACCAAAGUGGUGGUUGCAGUGAUCUGGGCUCUGGCUCUGCUCCUGGCCUUUCCUCAGUACUACUACUCCAACACGGAAAAGAUUGGCGGCAGGAUCCUUUGCUACAUUGACUGGCCCGAAUACAAAGUCUGCAACGUGGAAAAGAUGUACCAAGUGUCUGUGGCCAUCUUACUUUACUUCCUUCCCCUGCUGGUGAUGGGUUGUGCAUACCUUGUGGUUGGACUCACGCUUUGGGCCAGUGAGAUCCCAGGAGAUUCUUCGGACCGCUACAGAGAGCAGCUGAUAGCCAAGCGCAAGGUGGUGAAGAUGAUGAUCGUUGUGGUGUGCACGUUCGCCGUGUGCUGGCUGCCAUACCAUACCUACUUCCUGCUGAACCAGUUCUUCCCUGACAUGUCUCAAAAAGCGUACAUGCAGCAGUUCUACUUGGCCAUCAUGUGGUUGGCUAUGAGCUCCACCAUGUACAAUCCCAUCAUCUACUGUUGUCUGAAUGACAGGUUUCGCGCUGGUUUUAAGCAAGCUUUCCGCUGCUGCCCCUGUGUCCCGGAAGGCUCCUACGAAGGCCUGGAACUAAAGUCCACUCGGUACCUUCAGACUCAGACCAGCGUUUACAAAACCAGCCGAAUGGAGACCACCAUAUCCACGGUUCUUCAUGCCGGCGACGAAGCUGACCCGGCCAAAAUAAAGAAUAAAGGAAGACUGGGGCCUGGCGGAGCUGUGGUUAGUGCACGACCACAUGGUUCAUCCCUCGACCUCACUUCCAAUGGAUCUUCUUCCCAGAGUGUCUCCAAAACCGUGUCAGAGACUUCCAGUUUUUAUUCCAGUAACAACACACAAGAAUGAAGGCAGAGGAGGGUUUUUCAGAAGGCAGGGAAAGUGUUAGCUCCCACUGAUUCUCCUCAUAAAUGGCAUCUUGUGAAUGUUAUCUUUGUAAAUUUGGCCCCUGUUCCCUGAACAGCAUCUCCAUCCACAGCACCCCCACAGAGAGUUCUCACUCCGCUCAUGCUUAGUGCAAAACUGUAACAAAGAGCACUUCAUCUGCAUGAGCACUUUCUAAGCAAAAGCAAAAGUCAACUUCAGAUCUUGUCACAGGAGCCUGCUCUUUGCCGGUGCAGAGAGAAGGCUCACAGGUCCAAAAAAAUAAAAUAAAUAAAA
This is a messenger RNA of Oryzias melastigma (Indian medaka), 1973 nucleotides long. RefSeq names its product tachykinin receptor 1a (gene tacr1a). Bases 369 to 1661 code for a protein of 430 amino acids. Gene Ontology annotation, biological process: positive regulation of flagellated sperm motility; G protein-coupled receptor signaling pathway. Gene Ontology annotation, molecular function: substance P receptor activity. NCBI's taxonomy places the organism in Eukaryota, Metazoa, Chordata, Actinopteri, Beloniformes, Adrianichthyidae. The transcript has 5 exons. Gene Ontology annotation, cellular component: sperm midpiece; plasma membrane. The record is from RefSeq and is a predicted model, not a curated record.